UGAAUGUGAGUGCGGUACAUUUGCCGUUAACGCUACUGUUCCCCCAGGUUGUCCAUCGACUAAAAAAUGACCACAGCCGGGAGACCAACAUGGGAUACUGCUAAAGGUAGUAGGGGAAAGUGGGAAGGUGAUUUAAGUGCUUUGUCUAAGCAGUACUCUGUUCGUGACUUACCGGCACAUACGAAAUUAAAAUUGCGUCAAGAAGGACAAGGAAGACCUGAAGAUAUUCAAGGAAAAGAUUUUAAACGUGCUUUGGAAGAAAAAGAGAAACGAUUAGCUCAAGAAAAGUCGGGGAGGCCCUCAAUAAAUUCCACUAGUCAACAACCAGCAAUUACCAGUGCCAAACGACCAAGUUCUGCUGCUGUCGCGCCAACUAUUGACAGUAGUACUAUAGGUAGUAUAAAACGUACACGACCUGAAACAACCACUGCUGUGUCAACAACUAAUUUAGACGCUGAUGAUCCGUGGGAUGAGGACUAUGAUGAAGAUCAAGAAGAUGUAAUUAUCACUAAGAAAUCGAAUCAUAAUAAAAGUAAGAAUUCAACUGGAGAUAAAUUUGAUGAUGAUAAUCAAAACGAUGGUGAUGACGAUGAAGAUGCUGACAAUGAUGACGUCGACGACGAUGAUGAAGAAGAUGAAGAAAUGCUACUAGCCGAAUUGGCUAAAAUUAAACGUGAACGAGCUGAAGAAGCAGCCCAUUUGGCUGCUGAAAGGAAAGCAGCUGAAGAAACUAUUCGUAUGGAAAAUAUCUUGAAAGGAAAUCCUCUUUUAAAUUCAUCUAAUUCUUCAGUAUAUCUGAUAUCCCAGUGAAUAGAAAAUUUCUGGCAUAUCGCGACUUAAUAUUGGCUUAAUGAUUUUUACAUAUAGUGAACUAUUUAACUUUUAUACAACAGUCCAUACAAAUUGUAUGAAAUGAUUUAUUAAUUUAAUUCAAUACGACUGUGUCGAUCAUCUGUCUUCAAACCAAUUCACAUUCAUCAUUCUAGUAAGUUAUAAUCUCCAUGAUUAAAAUGUUCACACAAAGAUUCAUUCACCACUGAUUGGACUUAAAUCAUCGUACUUACCGGGAAAAUUGACCUGGUUUAUACCAGGUGGGGAUAAUGAAGUAAUAAUACUGGGAUAUAUCUAGUGCUUUAUAAAGGAAAUUUCCUGCUUCUCCAGUUUCAUUAACUAUUCAAAUAGUUUAUUAAAUAACCGGCUCUUCGAAAAGCUUUAAAACCAUAGAUUCGUUCCGAAGAGGGUGAUUGUACAUAUGUAUACAGAUCAUAGGUCUUUGAGUAGGUCAGAUAUCUAGUACUGUCAUAUUCUUACUAGUUGGUCAAACAAAUCCUGAAUGUAGUCUGAAGAAGACUUUCGAUAUUUUAUUAAAUAAAAUUAGUCUUACUAAUCGAUGAGUGUUAUUAUUUACUAAGUUCAUAAACGGUAUAGUGCAUGAAAUGCUAGUUUAUACAAACUAACAGAAAAAUUUAAAAGAUUGGUAUGCAAUAAUAAAAAUCAGUGGCAUUAGAGUACACUAAUUUUUGGAAUGAUUUGUAACUCAAUCGGAUGAUUUCAAUGGUGUUGUAUUCUGUAAUCUAGAGGUUUCUACUUGUAUUAGACGCUGGUGAUUCUAUUAAGAACAACAAUCAAAGCUUCACAAUUAAAUCAUCCAGCUCGGAGGACUCAGUGUCACCCAAAAUAGCACUUUCCUGUUGGUUUAUAUUAUAUGUUGAAGUUACUUACGCCUGCUGCCCCUUAUGGAGGAGCAUAGGUUGCCCACCAACAUUCUCCAUCCAACUUUGUCCUGGGAAAUCGUUUCCAAUGUCCAUUCAUUAUUUUGAUAUAUGCUUCCGACGCAAUGUGGUCCUCGGUUUUCCUCUUUUCCGCUUCCCUCCAGAAUUCCAAGUCAGCACUUGCCUCGUGAUGCAGUUUGAUGGUUUAUGCAACGUAUGUCCUAUCCACCUCCAUCGUCCCUUCCUAAUUUCCUCUUCAACUGGAAGCUGGUUUGUUCUCUUCCACAGUAGGCUGUUGUUGAUGGUAUCCGGUCAACGGACAUUGAGUAUCUUGUGUAGACAACUGUUUAUAAAUACUUGUACUAUUUUGAUGAUAGUUGUAAUACUUCAAGUUUCAGCUUUGUACACUAGAACAGUCUUGACGUUUGUAUUGAAGAUUUUCACUUUGAUAUUGGUUGACAGUUGU
Schistosoma mattheei is the source of this 2178-nucleotide messenger RNA. The record is from the annotation of a GenBank genome assembly. Lineage: Eukaryota; Metazoa; Platyhelminthes; Trematoda; Strigeidida; Schistosomatidae.